This is a messenger RNA of Toxotes jaculatrix (banded archerfish), 2964 nucleotides long. It is a transcript of the gene acp2, whose product is annotated as acid phosphatase 2, lysosomal. The coding region runs from base 65 to 1330 and encodes 421 amino acids. The transcript is spliced from 13 exons. The record is from RefSeq and is a predicted model, not a curated record. Lineage: Eukaryota; Metazoa; Chordata; Actinopteri; Toxotidae. Gene Ontology annotation, molecular function: acid phosphatase activity. Gene Ontology annotation, cellular component: lysosome. Gene Ontology annotation, biological process: dephosphorylation; lysosome organization.
AACAGCUCAGAGGAAACGACUGUCAGCAAAUAUAGGUUAGCUUUCUUGUUACACAGACGGAAACAUGGUGUCCGCUGCGAUUCUCUUUCUUUUAACGGUGGGCUCUGUGUGUGGACAAGCUGCAGCAGGAAAAAAACUAGUUUAUGUCACCGUGCUGUUUCGUCAUGGUGACCGGUCACCAGUUAAAGCCUAUCCUACUGACCCACACCAAGAGAGUGACUGGCCACAAGGCUUUGGACAGUUAUCCCAGGAGGGGAUGAGGCAGCACUUUGAACUGGGCCAGUUUCUGAGGAAUCGCUACAAAGGAUUCCUCAACGAAUCCUACGACAGACAUGAGAUCUCGGUUCGCAGCACAGACUACGAUCGCACCCUCAUGAGCGCCGAGGCCAACCUGGCAGGUCUCUACCCCCCCAGUGGUCAGCAGGUCUUCAAAUCCAACCUGAGGUGGCAGCCAAUACCUGUCCACACUGUGCCACAAAGUGAAGAGAGGCUUCUGUCGUUUCCUCUGGCAGACUGUCCUCGCUACAAACAGCUGAUGAACGACACCGAACACACAGAGGAGUUUCUUAACGUCACCACUACGUACCAGGACAUCAUACAGCUGGUGAGGACUAAAACAGGGCUGAAUAAGACCAAUGUGGAAUCAGUCUGGAGUGUGUACGACACACUCUUCUGUGAGUCCCGUCACAACAUGUCAGCUCCUAACUGGGUGACUCCUGGUGUGAUGGAAAAGCUCCGAGUGCUCAAAGACUUUGGAUUUCAGGUUUUAUUUGGGGUCUACAAACAACAAGAAAAGAGCCGGCUGCAGGGAGGUAUCCUGUUGGGUGAAAUAGUGAAGAAUCUUUCCAAGAUGGCCGUCCCAGACCCCACACAGCGGCUCAAAAUGAUGAUGCUGUCAGCGCAUGACACCACUGUAGCUGCUCUUCAGGCCAGCUUGAAUGUGUUCAAUGGAAGACAGCCGCCAUACGCCUCCUGUCAAAUAUUUGAGCUGUACAGGGAUGACAGCGGCCCUGUUUCAGUGUCCAUGUUUUACCGGAAUGACAGCACGGUGGAUCCGUACCCGCAGCAGUUACCUGGCUGCUCCGUCGACUGCCCCCUGGACGACUUUGUGAGAAUCACAAAGCUCUCUAUUUCAGACGACCGGGACGCAGAGUGUCAGUUGCCUUCUGAAGGAAGAGGUAAAGAGGUGAUCAUCAGUCUGGUGGUGUCCGGCUGUCUGCUGCUUCUCCUCAUCAUCCUCCUCCUCGGGGUUAUUUGUUGGCAAAAAGAGCCAAUCACUAACCUGGGAUACCACCAUGUGAUCAACCAAGAGGUCGGAGAGGAAUCCUGACAGAAGCACAUGCUCCUCCCUCGGAGGUCUCCAAACCUGCCAUCGUGGGACAGCAGCGAUGAGGACGAGCUCUAAAACUCUAAAACUCCUGCGUGACCUUUCCAGUGGCGUCAUCAGCUCUGGUUCAGGACCCACAAUGAUUUUUGUUUUUUGUUUUUUUUAAAUUGACGAAACAUUUCAAAUUAAGAUUUUAUAGAUUUUAAAAAAUACUCCAGGGACCAAGACAACGCAGCAGGGAAAACCUUUUUUUUUAAUCUUAACAGUUUGUCAUGUAGAGUAACAGCUGUGUUCCCACAUGGUUUCACGUCCAAUCAGACACUUAGGUUCAAGAUUUCAACAAAUACGACCCAGAUUCCUGUUUGGAAAGACACAGUGUUCAUCGCUCAGUCUGGGAGUUUUAACCCGUGCGGUUUGGGACGCGAACGACCGCAGGAAGUGCUUAGAAACGUUCUGAUUUUUAAUAACGUGAUAAUGACCUGAAGUUCUUGGUACUGUCAUUGCAAAUGUUCUCCCAGCAGGUCUUUUUUUUAUUUUUCUGAGCUCCUGAUUACAAAAGAGCUAAACUGUUGACUUAAUUACAGCUUGAUUAGUUAAAGAUGAUCAACUCAAGUCCAGGAUGUUUGCAAUACUGGUCUGAUUCUGCUGGUUUUUAAUGGGCAGGAUUAUAUUUGUUUUGUAUGUGUGUGCAAUCGCAAAUUUAUGAGGAAUGUCUAUGUGUGUUGAUUUAUGUGUGCACAGAUGUACUCGUGAACUCUGCGGAUCAGUGUGUUGUGGUUUGUGAACUGUGUGUGUGUGUGUUUUCUCUAAGGCCUAAUGACCCAGAUGCCUUAAAUGUUUUUAAUAACUGCUUGUUUUUUUUGGUUUUUGUUCUUCUAACACUUUUUGUAGGAUACCAAGUUUAGUCAUUUGAACUUCUUCAGGUGCAUUUGAUUUUUUUUUUCAGAGGAGCAGCAGGGUGGUGUGGAUCAUUGAGAAACCAGAGAGCACCCACUCCCAAGUGUCCUUUAGCAAGACACUAAAACAUCAGCUCGGAGGUGGCUUAGCUGAGCCUGACCUUUGACCUCUUAGAAGAGGGGAACCGAGCAAAAUAGAUGAGAAUCUGAUCAGUUCAACGAUGCUCUAUUUCACCUUCAGUCAGGUAUCAUUUCACUUUUAUUCCUUCUUAAACAGAAUCCGACUGUUUUCACUUUUUAAAUGGCGAAAGUCUCGAAAACUUUGGAAACAAUUUACACGUGUGCGUUUUUGAAUCUCUGCCUUUUUAAAAAGUCGGCGUUCAAUUGUUUGACAAAUAAAAAGCGGUCACGUCUUCUGAACGAGGCGUCUCGUAAACGCAGAACAGAUUGAAUCCUGUCAGCGUGCUUUGUACAACCUUCAGCUGUUUUUCUUUAGUUUGUUUGCAUUUGGUCUUUGAUUAUGAAAAAGAAUAUAUACAUAUAUAUAUAUAUAAUACAGAUGAGUAUAAAUCCUAAUGCAGCAGUGCAGGGACCUCAUUUUUCAGGAUCCAGAUUCUGGAUUGUAAAUUCAUUUGCACAUUGUUGAAAUCAUCGUCUUCACUCACAUCAUUAUUGUUUGCAAGAAAAUUUAAAACACUUGUCUCCGUUGCAGCAGCAUUAAACACAGCUGAGGUUAUUUGU